AACGUCAGUCGUGAAAGUGAUCUCCGGGCUAGGUUCCUACGUGAUUCUAUGUGAGAAAAGAAGUUUACAACGGGUAGAAAUUAAUCAGAACGCGCCCAAGUCUGUAGUGGCCCUAAUGCGAGAAGUUACGUUGUCCGAACUCAGGGACUCGAUAGCGAGGUUACGGGAGAGAGUGAAGCUAGUAUGCAGGACGAGGGGCUCGCCGCCCCCGAGUGUGCACUGGCUGAAGGACGGUGUACCGCUGCACCCCCGAAGAGGCCUCAGGAUUCAGCACAAACGGCGGAGAUCGAAACUCGUGAUAUCCUCCGCGAAGCUUGAGGACACCGGCACAUACGAAUGCGUGGCUGAGAGCACCUCCGGUCAUCGGGCCUCACUCGCGGCCCAACUUCUAGUCACUCCUGAUCCCAGAAUUGCGGAAACAACGACAGCGGCAUGGCCGCGGCGGGAGGAGCCCUGUCCGAUACCAGGAGAUUUUUGCAUGAACGGUGGUACCUGCCUAUUUUUCGAGACCGUCGGUGAACCGGCAUGCAGAUGCGCGGAUGGCUUCACGGGUCUGCGGUGCGAGACGAAGGACGUCAUCAGCACCGGAAGUGUGUAUAACCGGCGUAGGGCACCCUUUUCCUGCAAGCUGGGACUCUCUACCUCGUACUACUGCUAGCGAUAAUCGCGCGGGGCCCUUUGACAUGAGUAGACCCUUUUCUACCCUUACGGUGUACUUGGAGCCCACGAGAAACAGUCGUGAGAGGGCCAACGCGCGACUAAAGAGGGAGGGGGAAAUUUGGUGAAAAGUAGACGGAUUCGAGGCAUAGAUGAGGGAGACGACGACGGGCGGGGGAGAAAGAAAGUGAGAAGAAUAGGAACGACGAAUUUUUCGGUUCCGUCGAUCUCGGGCAUUAGGACGGAUCCUGCGUACUUUUAUAGCGACAGGUUCCAAAACAGUUCGGACCGGGCAUUCGUACCUUCUUCGAUUUCUACGGCUAUAUCAUUACCGUCUUCUUUCCUUUUUCUAUUUAUCCUUUUUCUUCUUCUACUCUUGUUCCUCUUCCUUCUCUUGUUUUUCUACUUCUUCGAAUGUUAUUAUCUUUCCUUCUAGAAAAUGUGUCACUGCGCGGAAAGUUCUUCGGCUCGCGCGCGUACGAGAAAGAGAAAUGACAGAAAGAAUGGGCGACGUUGCGAGAGAUCAUGAAUGUGCAAAUGAGCGUGUGCCAGUAUGAAAGGGGAAAAGAAAGAAAGAAAACGGUGGGGACGUAGGUUUCUCGACUUUACCGGUGCUCUUUCGUAUCAUCGGGAAAGAUCGCGAAUUCGAAUGGCGGUGCUUGACCUCGAAAAAUCUCGGCGCCGCCAUCGAGAAGAACGACAUGGAAGCGCGCCGGGGAGGUGGUGUAUGUCGCCACACAAAGGAGAACAAUACCAAAGAGCCCAGGGUCUCGAUCAAGGACAGACGCGAUCACGAAUCGUCGCCUCAAGACGGCCACGUCAAGGGUCCUCCUCCUCUCGAAGGCGCGUUCUUUUCUUUCAGAUCUGCAACGAUUCGCGUCUCGCUCGAGAGUGGUCCGGUAGUAUCAAACUUCGAUACUCAGGACUGUGCCACGAGAUAAGAAAAUCCAAGGAAGAGGUGAAAUUUGUAUCGCAUGUUCGUCGUUGUUGGGAGAGGUCACGCGCUUCAAUUUAUAGCGAUUUACUUCUCUCUCUCAUUAUUUGUAAUUAUUCGAAGAAUUGUAUAUCUUUACUUUCUAAUCGAUGACGGGAAACCAACGGGUUUCAACAUUAAAAAUCGCUGGGAAUGUUCAUGAUGAAACCAUCGACGUAAUAAUCGAUUACACGAUGUUCAAUAAUUGAGCCGAGCGCGAUGGUAGAAAGCGCUUCAACCGGGGAAAUUAAUUUUUCACCGAAAACCGCCGGCCUUCGACGGCAACGACGAUGUUGCAGUCACAUUUCCGAAGCUUCUUCUCAUCCGAAAUUAGAUAUUGCGUUGCAGCAAAUAGAAAAAUAACGCGCGAGAGAGAUAGAGAGGAGGAGAUCGGCCGAUAUUAGCGAACGAAUCGCGAAGGAGAGACCACGGGGCAAAAACGAUUUAAUGUAAAAUACGAUAGAAUAACGCAUUAGGCUAGCUAAAAAACAGAGAUAUAAGAUAGGUAAAAAGAGAGAGAAAGAGAGGAGAAGGAAGAGGUAGGAAAUCACAAGAAUAAGAGUAAAUAUCUCGACGAGGAACGAGUCGAAGUCGGACGAGAAAGACAUCGUUUCGCGAAGGAUAAUUAUCCGAUUUCGAAAGCAUCCUUCCGAUUCUUGAGAUGCACGACACGCGGAGAGGAAUAUUUAUCCGUUUAAAGUUUCGUUUUAAUUAAGAGCUCGCGAGAUCUCUCAUCAGAAAUCUCACCGACGGCGGCAACGACGAUGACGACCUCCGGAUAAAACUGACGGGGAGGGAAGGGGGAGCGAGGGAUGCGCGCUGUGCUCCAGCAGUCUCGGGACCCUAUUUAUGUUUUAUAUUAUAUUAUAUAUAUGUUAUAUAUAAAUAUGUGUAUAAACAUUUUUAAUUUAUUUA
This is a messenger RNA of Dinoponera quadriceps, 2545 nucleotides long. Its product is annotated as pro-neuregulin-2, membrane-bound isoform-like. Gene Ontology annotation, cellular component: plasma membrane; axon. The record is from RefSeq and is a predicted model, not a curated record. Gene Ontology annotation, molecular function: cell-cell adhesion mediator activity. The transcript has 5 exons. The coding region runs from base 116 to 658 and encodes 180 amino acids. Lineage: Eukaryota; Metazoa; Arthropoda; Insecta; Hymenoptera; Formicidae. Gene Ontology annotation, biological process: axon guidance; dendrite self-avoidance; homophilic cell-cell adhesion.